AUCUUCUUCACACGUGGCCUAACCAAAUACAAAUUCAGAUUAAUGAAAUUAAUUGGAUCUGAAAAGUGAUCAAACUAAUCACAUGCAAAGUCCAACAAGAACAAGCAUUAUUAUAGCAUCUUACCUCCCUUAGUUAUCUACCAAAAUCAUCAAGUUAAUCCUUUUUUCGUCAUGAUCAAAGCCAAAAAGUACCUUUUAUGCUCCAUAGAAAAGGGAUAAUUAGAUCAAGAACAUUUAUAAAGAAGAUGGAUAAUUCUCUCACAACGAGAUCUCGCAAUAAAUUUUGGUUUGUUUUCUUCUUUUUGUUUGUUUCGUGGUACUUAUUGCUAUAUGGAAUUGAUUGGUCUUCUCUACCUGGUUUUGUAACAACCUCCCGAUACGAAGCGAAUUCAAUUGAAUCCGCUCGUCAGACGUUCAUUCCACCUCCACCUCAUCGCGAAGAUGAUAAUGUUAGCUUCGAUUCCAAUUCUUCGAGUACUAUUGAUGAUGCCACCAACAUUGAUGAUACAAAGGACGAGCCGCGGUCCAAGGAGGACGAAUCAUCCUCUAAUGAUAACGACAAUGUGGUGGUGCCUGAUUUGGAGGAACUCGAGAAGGAAUUGGAACCUUUGUUAAGAAAAGACGAACCUCAAAAAGAAGAAGUAAAAAAGGUUGAGAAAAUCGAAAGAGAAGGCGAUACAAAAGAAGAAAAAUCGUGUACAGGACGAUAUAUUUAUGUUGCAAAAAUACCUAGUAAGUUCAACGAAGACAUACUGAAGCAAUGUAAAUUGUUGAACAAAUGGUAUGAUAUGUGUCAAUACUUGGUGAACAUGGGACUUGGUCCUGAUCUUGGAAACCCCCAAAGGGCUUUUUCGAAUAAAGGUUGGUUUACCACGAAUCAGUUCUCGUUAGAAGUCCUGUUUCAUAACAGAAUGAAGCAGUACGAGUGUCUGACGAAUGAUUCCUCGGAAGCAUCAGCAGUUUUCGUGCCAUACUAUUCAGGGUUCGAUAUAGCGCGGUACUUAUGGGACGACUUGAAUACAACAAAGAGGGAUGCAGGCUCAGUUGAGGUAACGAAAUUUCUUAAAGAAAAACCCGAAUGGAAGACAAUGUGGGGCAGAGAUCAUUUCAUGAUUGCAGGGAGAAUUACUUGGGAUUUUAGGAGAGGUGUUGAAGAGGAUGCAUCUUGGGGGAGCAAGUUAAUGUGGUUGCCCGAGACAAAGAACAUGACAAUCUUGACAAUCGAAUCGAGUCCUUGGCACAUGAACGAUUUCGCGAUCCCAUACCCUACAUAUUUCCAUCCUUCGAGUGACAAUGAUGUGGUCCAGUGGCAGAACAGGAUGAGGAGGUUAAGGAGGAGGAUGUUGUUUUCGUUCGCUGGGGCUCCACGUCCUCAGAUUGAUGAAUCAAUCAGAGGCGAAAUCAUGGAACAGUGCUCGGCCAGUAGGCGAAAAUGCAGGCUCUUGGAGUGCAAGGACACAAACAACAAAUGCAACAAGGCGGUACCUGUCAUGAGACUCUUUCAAAGUUCAGUUUUUUGCUUACAACCCUCGGGAGAUUCAUUCACUAGGAGGUCCACAUUCGAUUCGAUUUUAGCUGGUUGUAUACCGGUGUUUUUCACUCCGGCUUCUGCGUAUGUUCAAUAUAUAUGGCAUUUACCAAAGAAUUACACCUCAUACUCGGUGCUAAUUCCGGAAGAUGAUGUUAAGGAAAAAAAAGUGAGCAUUGAAAAUGUACUGUCAAAAAUACCAAGACAACAAGUAGCAGCAAUGAGAGAGGAAGUGAUAAAGCUUAUACCAAAUGUGGUUUAUGCAGACCCAAGAUCAAGAUUGGAGACUGUUGAAGAUGCAUUUGAUUUGGCAGUCAAAGGGGUUCUUGAACGGGUGGAUGUAAUGAGAAAAGAGAUGAGACAAGGCAAGAAUUCUAGUAUGGUGUUUGAUGAAGAAUAUAGUUGGAAGUAUUUUACUUUUGGGACUAUAGAAAAACAUGAGUGGGAUCAUUUCUUUUUGAGAACCAGCAAAUGGAAGAACUAAAUCAUUUCUCAAAAUCCUUGCAAGUUAGUUGUAGUCUCUAGCUUGCUAGUUUUAUGUAAAGUAUGUAUAUUUUAUCUCUAUCUUUUUUGUACCCUAUCUCUUAUCUUUUUUGUACCCUACAGAGUUUUUUUUCCUUCUUUUAAAGAUUUUUACACGGUUUGAACA
Molecule: messenger RNA, 2177 nt
Organism: Capsicum annuum
Lineage: Eukaryota; Viridiplantae; Streptophyta; Magnoliopsida; Solanales; Solanaceae
Product: probable xyloglucan galactosyltransferase GT11
Exons: 1
Coding region: 198-2012 (604 amino acids)
Molecular function (GO): glycosyltransferase activity
Source: RefSeq, a predicted model, not a curated record